Molecule: messenger RNA, 4631 nt
Organism: Closterium sp. NIES-65
Lineage: Eukaryota; Viridiplantae; Streptophyta; Zygnematophyceae; Desmidiales; Closteriaceae
Source: the annotation of a GenBank genome assembly
AUGUCAGGCCGAGGAAAGGCUGCUGGAAAGAAGGCAGUGAGCAGGUCAGCAAAGGCAGGUCUUCAGUUUCCUGUGGGUCGUAUAGCCCGUUUCCUCAAGGCUGGAAAGUAUGCCACUCGGGUUGGUGCCGGUGCUCCAGUGUACCUUGCUGCAGUCCUCGAAUACCUAGCUGCUGAGGUUUUGGAGCUUGCCGGGAACGCCGCCAGGGAUAACAAGAAGACUCGCAUUGUCCCGAGACACAUUCAGCUGGCCGUGAGAAACGACGAGGAGCUCAGCAAGUUAUUAGGAAUGGUUACCAUUGCUGCUGGUGGUGUUUUACCAAACAUCCACUCCGUCCUGCUUCCGAAGAAGUCGGCGGCUGACAAGGGCGAGACCCCAGAACACCGCGUGAAGCUGGGCGAGUUCGUGCGAGAUGACAAGUCUCUCCUAGAAGACGGUGGGAACCUGCACGCCAUAUGGAACGAAGCCGUCGAAACGCUCGCCGUGCUGACGGCGGGCAGCGUGCUACACUUCUACGAUGUGCGCACCACGCCCAAGCCGCUGCGCCUGGUGUCGCCAGACUCGCCGCCCUCUCUGCUCGCCCUCAAGUUCCGCUCCUCCACGCGCGUGCCUCUCUUCGGGGACAACGUCUCCAUGUACGCACCCCCUCCCCUCCUCACCCUCUUCCACACUGCCUUCCGCUCCUCCACUCGCAUGCCUCUCUUUGGGGACAACGUCUCCAUGUACGCACCCCCCCCUCUUCCCCCCCUUCCUCACCACCCCCCACCCCACCCUCCCCUCUCUCCCAACCCCCUCCCUCUCCCUCCCUCCCCUUCCACACUACUCAAUGGCGUUGUGGCGGACGAGGACCAUAUCCUGCUGCGGCGGCCGGCCGGCCGCUCCCUCAUGCCGUUUCCCCCUCCCUCCCCCGUGCACCCCCUCUCCCCACUCUUUGCUCUCCUUUCUCCCCCUCCCUCCCCCCCCCUUACCCUUCCGGGCAGCAACGGCAUGGUGGCAGACGAGGAUCACAUUCUGCUGGGGCUGUCCACUGGCCGCCUGCACCUCGUGUCCUGGCGCGGCCAGGUGAGUGCGCACACGCACGUGUGUGCAGCUGCGGGGCACGGCGGACCUGUGGCGCAAGCACAGCAGGGAGGUGGUGGGGUGGGGUCCAUGUAUGUUCCCGAAGCCAACGGCCUACCCAGCACGCCCCACUCCCUUUCUCCACUCAUCGUUUCUCCCCCUUCCCCCCCCAUCUCCCCCCCAGCUGUGGGGCACGGCGGACCUAUGGCGCAAGCACAGCAGAGAGGUGAUGGGACCCAUGUACGUGCCAGAAGCCAACGGCCUGCCCAGCACGCGCCGCUCCCUUCAUCCACUCCCCUCAUUCCCCUCGUUCUCGUUCUUUCACUCCCCCCCUCUCCCCAGCUGCGGGGCACGGCGGACCUAUGGCGCAAGCACAGCAGGGAGGUGGUCGGCCCCAUGUACGUCCCAGAAGCCAACGGUCUUCCCAGCACGCCCCACUCGCCGCGCUCCUCCCCACUCGCCCCCUCCUCCUCCUACCCCUACCCCGCCUCCCCGCCCGCCCCCUCCGCCGCCCCUCCCUCCACCCCCAACGGCCGCUCCAGCGGAGGAGCAGACACAGGGGGCGCAGGAGCAGGGGGAGCGGGAGCAGGAGGAGCAGGGGGAGGGGUGUCACAGAUGGUAUAUUCCCCGGCGCUGCGGCUGAUAGCGGUGGUGCUGGUGGAUGGGCGAGUGGUGCUGUGCUCCACGGGCGAGAGGGGGCUGAGGCCCGUGGAGGAGGUGACGCCAGAGAAGUGGGUGGGCGUGGUGGACGCGGCUACUGUGGCUGUGGGCGAGAGGCAGCAGCUGCUGGCUGUGGGCAGCAGAAGGGGGACGGUUGAACUGUUUGAUUUGGCCAGGAGCUCUGCACACCUCAGGACUGUGUCGCUCUUCGAUUGGGGGUACUCACUGGGGGACACGGGGGCAGUGGCGUGCAUAUGCUGGUCGCCAGACAACCUGGCAUUUGCAGUGGGGUGGAAGCUGCGUGGUCUAGCCGUGUGGUAUUCACUGGAGGACACGGGGGCAGUGGCGUGCAUAUGCUGGUCGCCAGACAACCUGGCAUUCGCAGUGGGGUGGAAGCUGCGAGGCCUAGCCGUGUGGUCCGUGUCAGGCUGUCGCCUCAUGUGCACCAUCCGCCAGGGCUCCAUGAGCCUCCUUCCCCCCUCCUCCUCCUCCUCUUCCACCACCACCGCUGGUAUCACCAGUCCCCGGAGCUCCGCCGCAGGCUCGGACCCAGCCUCCACGCCAGGCUCGGCAGCAGCCGGGUCCGCUACAGCUGCUGUGGUGAAGAGCAGUGAGCCGAUGGUGGGGGGCGUGGCGGCUGUAGCGUGGGGGGAAGAGGGGUACCAGCUUGUAGCGGCGGAAGCAGGGAUGGUGGGGGAGGUGGCGGUGGGGGUGAGGGGGCGGCAGGCGGGGCGGCUGGUGCAGUUUGCGUUUGCGCGGCAGUGCUCGAGUAAGGCGGUGGCGGGGAGCUCUCAUGUGUGGCAGGCCAUGGCUGGUGCGGAUAGGGUGCUGUUGGUGCAGAGCAACGAGGAGGAGGAGCUGAGGGUGCAGCACCUGGUCAUCCCGUGCUCAUGCAAGGAGAUCACGGGUUCAGACCGAGUGCUGCUGGUGCAGAGCAACGAGGAGGAGGAGCUGAGGGUGCAGCACCUGGUCAUCCCCCAAACGUACAUGGGGGUGAACUGGCCGGUGAGGCACGUGGCAGCAAGUGACGACGGGUCGUACCUGGCAGUGGCUGGGCGGCGGGGCGUCAUCCUGCACAACCUGCGCUCCAACAAGUGGCGCGUGUUUGGGGACGUGAUGCAGGAGAGGGCUGUCAAGUGCGAGGGGCUUCUGUGGGUCGGCAAGAUCAUCAUCGUGUGCAACCACCGGGUGGCGUCCCACUCAUACGAGCUCUGUCUGUACCCGCGUUUCCACCUGGACGAGUCAUCGCUGCUGUGCCGCCAACCGCUCCCCGCGCGGCCUAUAGCGCUGGACGCGUGGGGAGACUACAUUCUGGUGGCCACGCCCCCCUUUGACAUCAAAGUCUUUCACAUGCACGUGGAGGGAGACGUGUCACCGCUGCAUCUACCCACCGUGCAGCUGCGCACAGUGCGGGAGCUCUCCAUCAUGUCAGCGCGCAAGCCUCUCGUCGCCAUGCGCUUUGUGCCGCGCACAGGGGACGCAGACGCUCAGGCGGAGGGGGAAAGGCAGGCGGGGAGCGAGGGGAAUCGUGAGCGGGAAGGGGAGGGCCAAGGCGCCCUCACAAGCAGCAGCAGCGAGCAAAGACUGUGCAAGGAGGGGGCGCAGCAGGGGGCAGCGAGGAGAGGAGCAGGCACACAGGCAACCGGGAAAUCCGGGAAAUCUGGAAAAGGCAGCAUACGAGACCCACUGGCAGAGGCGAUGAGGCGGCAGCCCACCAAGUGCAUGCUGCUGCGCACCGAUGGGGACCUGUCUCUGCUGGACCUGGAUAGUGGCAGUGAGAGAGCGCUGGUGGCGGGGGUUGAGAACUUCUGGCUUACCCAGGGGGGGGACGAGGCUGCUGCUGCGCUCAUUGAGGAGGUGCCCUGGUGGGCGUAUGGCCACAGGGGAAUGCAGCCAGCGGAGGUGCAGCAGUUGGACCCAGAGCUCGACUUCGGCCGCAAGGUGUACCCGCUGGGGGCGUCGCCUACACCUGCUCUUUCUGCCAGCACAGUCGCUGCUUCCCAUACUCUCCGCCACCCCCUCCCUCCCUUUCCCGUCUUGCCUCCUCCUCCCAUCCCCCCAUCCCCCCCUCAACAGGUGUGGUACCCCUCCUUGUAUCACGACGCAUCAGGCCAGCCAGCAGAGGUGCAGCAGCUGGACCCAGAGCUCGACUUUGACCGCGAGGUGUACCCACUGGGGGUGUCGCCUGCCGCGGGGGUGAUCGUGGGAGUCAGUCAGCGCCUGUCGCUCUCCUCCUGUGCCGAGAUGCCCUGCUUUGAGCCCACGCCCCAGGCGCAACCGAUUCUCCCUUGCCUGCUGCGGCACCUGCUGCAGGCCCAGCCCAUCCUCCCCUGCCUGCUACGGCACUUGUUGCAGCGCAACAAGAUGGAGGAGGCGGUGCAGCUGGCGCACCUCUCAGCCACGCGGCCACACUUCUCCCACUCCCUCGAGUGGCUCCUCUUCACCAUCUUUGAUGCCGAGACGUCCAGUGCGAGCGCACGGAGGCGGCGCAAGGAGGUGAAGAAGGGCCCGAGCUUGCUGGACCGGGCGUGUGAGCUGAUCCGGCACUUUGGGGAGUACCGAGAUGUGGUGGUCAGCGUGGCGCGCAAGACCGACAGCCGCCACUGGCCCGACCUCUUUGCUUCUGCAGGCAACUCCAACACGCUCUUUGAAGAGUGUUUUGAAAACAAGCAAUACCGCACCGCCACGUGCUACAUUCUGGUGGUGGAGAAGCUAGAAGGCCCAACCAUCGGUCAGCAAAGCGCCCUGCGGCUCUUGCAGGUGGCAUUGCAAGAAUCGAUGUACGACUUGGCAGGCGAGCUGGUGCGCUUCCUGCUGCGGUCAGGGCGCGAGUACAGCCAGGCGGUGGAGGAGGACGAGAGGGCGAGCGAGAGUCUACUCAAGAGCUUCUUCUCCUUCGGAUUCACCUCCAC